Molecule: messenger RNA, 3894 nt
Organism: Drosophila ananassae
Lineage: Eukaryota; Metazoa; Arthropoda; Insecta; Diptera; Drosophilidae
Gene: Cdc27
Product: cell division cycle protein 27 homolog
Exons: 3
Coding region: 864-3590 (908 amino acids)
Biological process (GO): cell division
Molecular function (GO): protein binding
Source: RefSeq, a predicted model, not a curated record
AGAGAAUUUGAUUUAUUCAAUAGCAUAUAAAAAGUGCUACAGGAGAAAGUAAUCAUUUGUCGAAAGUUUUCCCUUAAUAGUAACGAAACUUUAUACAUAUAUUUUUUUUAAUUUAGAGCUAAUUCUGGUCAAUGUAUUAAAAUUAAUUCAGAUCCCGCAUUAAUACUGAAAAAUACCAUCUGGCUACUUUGCGAUACCGCGUGACGCUCAUAUUACAAUCGAUAUAUAUUUCGUGUUAUCGAUACUUUGACAGCUCUUGGCACGGACAUAUUUUAGUUUUACUUUUAAAAAUGGAAUGCAACGCGAAUGCAUCGUGUUUUUAGUAAUUAAAAUGUGGCUAAGGUGUAGUCCUAUGUCGGCGCCCCCCGAAUUUCACAUACGCGUGCGUCUGUAAAGAGAAAAAAUCCCGAACACAAGUGCGGAAAACGCCAGCCCCAACAGUGUGUGUGUACAGAAGGCGAAGGCUCGACUCAAACCAAUUGCAAUUUCUAAAGUGGAAGUGGUAUUGGAGUGGAGUGGUCAGGGUAGCAUCGAUACCGCCGCCAGCGCAACCGCCACCGCCACCGCCGCCAGCAGCAGCAACAGCAGAGCGCCGCAUCCGAAACCAAAUCCGAAGCAUUCGAGCUGCAUACACUUUUUCUUUUCACUACCACUAACUAGUGCUAAUAUAUUGUUGGAAAAUUCGCAAGUAGCGUGUGCGAAGGCGACAUGAUAAUAAUUUGUUCUAUUUGUAUACACUGCAUGUUUGAAUUAUUGUAAAAACAACACAGAAUUGGAGCCGCCUUAAGACGAAAACGUAAUUGGAAUCCCAAUUUGCCAAGUUGGUUGUUGGUUGCGUUCCCAAAACAAAGUCUUCACCCAAUAUGAUGAUUCAAGAGCCCGUACAGGCCGCCAUAUGGCAUUGCAUGAAUUACUACGACCUCAAGGAUGCUGUUUUCCUGGCGGAGCGCCUGUGCUCAGAAGUGGAGAGCGAUGAUACGAUAUUCCUGCUGGGCACCAGUUACUUUCGCUCCAACCAGGUGCACCAGGCCUAUUGGCUUCUGAAGGAGAAGGCGCGCAAGUCACCGCAGUGCCGAUUCCUACAAGCCAAAUGCGCCUACGAACUUAAGAAGUUCGCCGAGGCGGAGACUGCACUGAUCGCGACGGGGUUCGCGGACUCCAAGAACUUCGAGGAACUCCAAAAAGACUUCGGGGAGCUGGCCUGCUUCGCCUAUCAACUGAUGGCGCAGAUCUGCGUGCGAACGGAGCGCAAUAAACUGGCCGUUAGUGCGCUGCGACGUGCCCUCAAACUCAACCCGUUCAUGUGGCACGCCUUCGCUGACCUGUGCCUGCUGGGCCAGGACACAGACGCGGCAUCUAUAUUCCAAAUUCAAAGUACGGAUGUGUUCAACACCUGUCAGGGUACCAGCGCCAAUUCAAUGGUUCUCUUCGGCGCCGAACAGCACCUACAGCAGCAGCAGGUGAACCAGUCGCUCGUCAAUAACCUAAGCAAUAUUUCAAACUACAUACUGACCACGCCGGUGGACCAGCAGCAGCAGCAACAGCAGUCACAGCAGCUCAUCCAGAAUCAAAAUCAAAACCAGAACCACAACAGCAAUCUGAUGACGCCCAUCAAUAACAAUAACAAUAAUAACAAUCUCAACAGCUCGAUCAGUAUGCUACGCGGCGGCAGUCUGAUGCAGAACUCCAGCAUGCUGGCGAUGCUGGAGGACACGCCGAUGGGGGGCUACACCCACGAUUCGUCCGUGCAGCAACACCAGCAGCUAUACGACAUGAGCAGCGGUACACCGUUUCGAAAGCAAUUCAAAUAUCUAUCGGCCAUCUCACCACCCACACCGAGCUUCGGCGUUAUGCCACUGACUAGUCCCUGCACCGGUGGCGAUGGCUCCUUUAUUGGCGCCCACACUCCAGUAAUGAAUAUCAGCAGCUAUUCCCCGAUGCCGCAGAUGCUCGUUGAGGUUAACCAGGAGCCCAAGAUAAUGGGAAAGAAGCUGAAAACGCACGUCGGUGGCCUAAUAAAUCGCAAAGAGAGCAGCCUUAACAAGCCCGCCGUAUUUGCUCAGGCGGGUAACAUCACUCCUCGCACUCCGAACAACAAUAAUGUGGGCAAUAAUGGCAACAUAAAUGUUGCGCCCAACGCCAAUGCUGCAGUGCGUCGCAGUUCGCGGCUGUUUAGUAACUCGGCGUACUCGGUGAAGGAGAACAACAAAUCGCCCAACAUAACCAACAAUAAGUUUGUACAGCCACGCUCGCCGCCACGGAAAACCAAGUCGCGGAUGACUAAGAUCUGCCUCAAUAACGAACUGAUCGAGGAGAAGUCGCAUCAUCUCUCCGAGAAGCGCAAGGAAAAGGUGGAAACCAUUACAUCGUCGGGAGCGAACAACAACGGUAAUGGACGCACUGCCGCCGAGGAGGCCAAAGUGCUGCUGAACAACAGCCUGAACAAUGCCCAAACGAUGGCCCACCAGCUCUUGGGACUAAAGAAGCAAUCGGCCGACGGACUGAUGGCUCUGCUUCGCGACUUGGCCGAAGCCUAUCAACUGUUGUCCAACUUCCAGUGCAAGGCGGCUGUGAAGCAGCUGGAGACGACAAUACCGAAACAUCAUCUGAACUCCAGUUGGGUCCAGUCACUGAUUGGCCUGGCAAGGUACGAGAUGCGGGAGUACGAGGAUGCAAUAACCAUCUUUGAACGCAUCCACAAGGCGGAGCCAUGUCGCCUCGACUAUAUGGAGAUCUACUCCAGCUCUUUGUGGCACUUGCAACGGGAGGUGGAGCUCUCGGCUUUGGCCCAGGAUCUGAUCAACCAGAACAAGACUAACCCGGUGACCUGGUGCGUUUCCGGUAAUUGUUUCUCCCUCCAGAAGGAGCACGAAACAGCUAUCAAGUUCUUCAAACGAGCCGUGCAAGUGGAUCCGGACUUUGUGUACAGCUACACUCUCUUGGGCCAUGAGCUGGUACUGACCGAGGAAUUCGACAAGGCGAUGGACUACUUUAGAGCGGCGGUCGUCCGCGAUCCACGCCACUACAACGCCUGGUUCGGUAUUGGCACCAUCUACUCGAAGCAGGAGAAGUACGAACUGGCCGAGAUUCACUACGUGAAAGCACUGAAGAUUAAUCCACAGAACUCUGUGAUCCUAGUCCACAUAGGCGCCAUGCAGUUCUACAUGAAGAAGAAGGACCUAUCCCUGCAGACACUCAAUACAGCCGCUGCCUUGGACCCCAAGAAUCCGUUGACCCGUUUUCAUCGGGGUUCGAUAUACUUCUCGCUUGGUAAGUAUCAGGAGGCGCUGCGGGAGCUGGAGGAGCUUAAGGAGAUCGUGCCCAAGGAGUCGGUGGUGUUUUAUCUUAUUGGCAAGAUACACAAGACACUGGGCAACAUGGACCUGGCCCUGAUGCACUUUAGCUGGGCCACCGAUCUCGAUCCCAAGGGUGCCAACAACCAAAUCAAAGAUGCCUUCGACUCCAUGGCCCAUCCCAGCUGUUGUCCGGCGAACAACACAGCGCUGGACGUUGAUCUGGAGCCCACCUCUGAGCGAUCGGACGAUUCUACACAGGCGCAGCAGGAUGGCAGUUACGAAAGCGAGUACUAGAGAUCUGCGGCACUAAAUCCACGCGGUUGUAUAUACAAAAAAAAAAAAACAGAAACAUAGAAACGCAAACAGAAAUAACAUAAAAAGUAGGAUGCGAGAUGAGUCAGAGAAAUAGCCAGAUGAUUGCUGCUGAUUUGUCGCCGAGAGGGAAGCAAACCAAUUAUGAAGUAUAAUAAAGUCUAGAUAACGUUUAGAAUUAGUAAUUUAAAAUAUACAACAAAGUAAAAGGUUUAAACAAAAUUGUGCACUCUGAAAGUCUAAGGCAAAUAACAAAAAAAAAAAUUAAAUACCACUUAUAAAUAUA